ACUAACUGUUAAUGGCUGACUCCAAUAUUGUCAAGAAAAACAUGGCAACCAUGAGAAAAUUUCCAUUUAUCUCCUUGCUUUUUUUUCAUGCUUUUACUUGAAGGUUUACAAUGGAAGAGUUUCAGCCACUGAUACCCUUUUCCAAGGGCAAAACAUGACAGCCUUAGGUCAGUUAACAUCUUAUGGAAAUGCUUUUGAAUUAGGGUUCUUUUCAGUAGGAUCAACAGAUCUAUAUUUGGUGAUUCGGAUGAAGAAUGUUGCAACCAAGGAUAUUGUGUGGGUUGCCAAUAGAGACCUUCCUUUCACUGGUUCAUCUAUGAUUCUCACCAUCAAUGAUGGUGGAUGCCUUAUGAUUGUGAAUGGCAGAGCAACUUAUAGAGUGAGUGAUGAUCCAUCAUCAAGCCAAAACGUGAGUGCAACGCUGUUGGAUUCUGGGAAUUUGGUUCUAAGAGAUGGGAAUAUGGAUAUACUAUGGCAGAGCUUUGAUUACCCUUCAAACACUUUUUUGCCUGGGAUGAAGUUUGGUUACAAUAAUAAAACUGGAAAAGUUUGGUCCUUAACAUCUUGGUUAGAUCAAGCGGACCCAAAUAAAGGGAAUUUUGAGCUGAAAAUGGAUCCUAGAAAAUCAAAUGGAGUGUUCCUCAUGAGGGGUACUGAAAUAUUAUGGAUGAGUGGGCCUUGGAAUGGGUAUGGUUUUGCUUUCAUGCCUGAAAUGCUUUCGCCCUACAUCUUCAACUACUUCAACUACAGCAUGUAUAGUGAUGAAAACGAAACAUAUUUUUCGUAUUCAUUGUAUAAUUCUUCUGUUAUAACUAGAUUCAUCAUCGAUGUCACCGGACAUAUGAGAGAACUUUUGUGGUUUGAAGAGUCUCAACAAUGGAUGUCGAUUUGGUCUGAACCAAGUCAAUUUUGUGAGGUUUUAAACUCUUGUGGUCCAUUCAGCAGCUGCAGUGAGGAUACCACCAGUUGCAGGUGCUUGCGGGGUUUUUAUCCAUCGGGAAAGCAACAAGGCCAGGAUGGUGGAUGUAUGAGGAGAGUGGCCCUAACAUGUGGGAACGGAGAUAAUAGAGACAUGUUCUUCAGGAUGAAUCAUGUGAGGAAUCCUGUAAGUUCAACUCAGCAAAUCAAUUCAUCAUAUAAUUUCCCAUCAGGCCCUCAAGUUUCAAACUCCGACGCAAAAGCAUGCGGAGAAGCUUGCUUGAGUAACUGCACCUGCAGUGCAUAUGCAUAUAACACAAGUGGCCUUUGCUUAAGAUGGUACGGUGUCAUUCUUGGUCUUGAACAACUGCCAGAAAAGGAUCCAAAUGGACGUACAAUCUUCAUCAAACUUGCAGCUUCUGAAUUUGACAAUGGAAGAGUUCUAGGAGCCAAUUGGUACCUAUGGAUAAUUGCAAUUCCUAUCGUUUUAUUGGUGUUUCUUCCUGCAUCUUACAUUGUUAUUCGGUGGAAGAAGAGUUUUAAAAACAAAGGGGACAGAGAAGAUCCAAGCCAGGAUAUACUACUCUUUGAUAUGGAGAUGAGCAUCACAACGAGUAGCAGUAACUUUUUGGGUUCCGAAAACCCCAGAAAACGGAAGAGGAAGGAUGCCCCAUUUCCACUGUUUAGCUUUGAUAGUAUAUCGCUAGCUACUGAUAACUUCUCCUCGGAGAAUAAGCUGGGAGAAGGGGGAUUUGGACCUGUUUAUAAGGGAAAACUAUUAAAUGGACAGGAAAUAGCAGUGAAAAGGCUUUCGAAACGGUCCGGGCAAGGUCUCGAAGAGUUAAAAAAUGAGACGAUGCUUAUAGCAAAGCUUCAACAUAGGAACCUUGUUAGACUGUUGGGUUGCUGUUUAGAACAAGGAGAAAACAUAUUGAUCUAUGAGUUCAUGCCUAACAAAAGCUUGGAUUCAUUUCUUUUCGGUUCAUACAAUGAAGGAUUACUAGAUUGGGGAACACGAGUUCGAAUAAUUGAGGGGAUUGCUCAAGGUCUGCUGUAUCUUCACCAAUAUUCGAGAUUAAGGAUCAUACAUCGAGAUCUUAAGGCAAGCAAUAUCCUGUUAGACAGUGAAAUGAACCCGAAAAUAUCGGAUUUUGGGUUGGCAAGAAUGUUUGGUGGUGACAAGUUACAAGCAAAUACUAAUAGGAUUGUAGGAACUUAUGGUUAUAUGUCACCUGAGUAUGCCAUGGAAGGCCUUUUCUCCAUUAAAUCCGAUGUGUUCAGCUUCGGUGUGCUGCUGUUGGAGAUAGUGAGUGGCAAGAAGAGCACUGGCUUUUACCAUAGCAGUUCUCUUAAUCUAAUUGGACAUGCAUGGGAAUUGUGGAAAGGAGAUAGAGUUGUUGAGUUGAUGGAUCCUAAAUUGGAAGACCAAGUUUCAUAUCCUAUGCUGUACAGAUACAUUAAUGUGGCUCUUCUUUGUGUUCAAGAAAUGGCAGCUGAUAGACCGACAAUGUCGGAAGUUGUUUCCAUGCUUUCCAAUGAGCUCACAGUUCUAAAUUCUCCAAAAAAGCCUGCCUUCUCUACUGCAAGGAGUACGACAAAUAGUUCAAAUCAGCCUGAAAAAUUUUCAGUGAAUGACGUCACAGUUUCUUUGAUGGAUCCUCGAUAGUUAUUUUCAAUUGUAGCUCAUGUAACACCUGACAUCGAGAAAGUUUUGAAAGUCCUACUUAAAAAGCUUAAGUAAAAUGGGUGCGGUUCAAAUGCUUGGUUCCUAGUCUUGUCCAUUAGAAGCCCUCUAUGCUAUGAAUGUACUUGUGUUACUUAAUAUUAUUGUGUAUGUUUUGAAUAUGGAAGAAUAACAAAAAAAAAAAAAAAAAAAAUCUUUUUUAGUGGAAAACUACGAAAAGUCUUUGGUAAAAGCUUGGCGUUCCAUGGUGUUUUUCUUUUACAUAAAAUAAAAAACUAAUGGAAGAAAGUACCUGUAAUACUAACUGUUAAUGGUUAACUACAAUUGCUAAGAAAAUAUGGAAACCAUGAGAAAAUUACCAUGUAUUUCCUUGCUUGUUUUUUCAUGCUUUUACUUGCAGGUUUACAAUGAAAGAGUUUCAGCCAUUGAUACCCUUUUCCAAGGUCAAAACAUGAGGGCCUCAGGUCAGUUAACAUCUUCUUGAAAUGCCUUUGAACUUGGGUUGUUUUCACUAGGAUGAGCAAAUCUAUAUUGUGUAAGUUGCCGCUAGAGACCUUCCUUUCAGUGGUUCAUCUAUGAUUCUCACCAUCAAUGGCGAUGAAUAUAUACCUUGUGAUUGUCAGUGGCAGAACAACUUAUAGAGUGAGUGAUGAUCCAUCAUUCAGCUGAAACGUGAGUGCAACUGUUGAAGGUUGGUCAGCAUGUAGCAAAGAAGUAGACAACAAGCAGGCCAUGAAGAUCGAGCAAUGCAGGAGCUGCUUCAGCAAGCAAAACUGUUUCUGUUUUGUUUAUUUUGUAACCUUAAGUUAAUGUAAUGUAUUUUAGUUCAUUUUGAACUAUGUUAGGUUGAUGAUUGAUGUAAUUAGAUGAUGUAUGAGCUGUAAACUCAGCUUUGACCAUGCUUACAAGUUUUGUUUUUCAAGUUUCAAUGUAUUAGUGGUGGUAGGUGUAGUUUAGGUGACUGCUUACUAUUUUUUGACAAGCAAAUUGCUUGGUUUAUGUAUUGGCAUUAAGCCAUUGAUCACCAUGAAUGAAAAAUUAUCAGCUUUUGUUCCAA
Messenger RNA from Gossypium raimondii (Peruvian cotton), 3659 nucleotides. RefSeq names its product receptor-like serine/threonine-protein kinase SD1-8. Gene Ontology annotation, molecular function: protein serine/threonine kinase activity; ATP binding. Gene Ontology annotation, biological process: protein phosphorylation; recognition of pollen. The transcript has 7 exons. The record is from RefSeq and is a predicted model, not a curated record. Lineage: Eukaryota; Viridiplantae; Streptophyta; Magnoliopsida; Malvales; Malvaceae. Bases 155 to 2584 code for a protein of 809 amino acids.